This is a messenger RNA of Thrips palmi, 1828 nucleotides long. Its product is annotated as N(4)-(Beta-N-acetylglucosaminyl)-L-asparaginase-like. The record is from RefSeq and is a predicted model, not a curated record. Gene Ontology annotation, molecular function: N4-(beta-N-acetylglucosaminyl)-L-asparaginase activity. Gene Ontology annotation, biological process: protein deglycosylation. NCBI's taxonomy places the organism in Eukaryota, Metazoa, Arthropoda, Insecta, Thysanoptera, Thripidae. The annotation marks the transcript as partial. Gene Ontology annotation, cellular component: lysosome. The transcript has 7 exons.
CCCGAGCCCUCCGCGUCCGGGACCAUCGUGCAGGCCGUGCCCGUCUCCCCCGUCGUCAUCACCACGUGGGACUACCAGGACGCCGUCGCCAAGGCGUGGAAGGUGCUGGACACCGAGGGCCGGUCCGCGCUGGACGCCGUGGAGGAAGGCUGCGCGCUGUGCGAGGCCUUGCAGUGCCGUGGCACCGUGGGCUUCGGCGGCAGCCCCGACGAGGCCGGCGAGACCACCCUGGACGCCAUGAUCAUGGACGGCGUGACCAUGGACGUGGGCGCGGUGGCGGCGCUGCGGCGCGUCCGCUCCGCCAUCUCGGUGGCGCGUCGCGUCAUGGAGCGCACCUCGCACACGCUGCUGGCCGGCUCGCAGGCCACCAAGUUCGCGCUGCAGAUGGGCUUCCCCGAGCAGACGCUCGCCACCAACCACUCGCAGUCCAUGUGGCAGGACUGGCUGCUCAACAACUGCCAGCCCAACUUCUGGAAGGCCGGCGUGGCCCCCAACCCGAGGAAGCAGUGCGGUCCCUACCGGCCAAUCGUGUCCGACGUCAAGCUGGUGGUGGCCGAGCCCAAGACCACCCCGGCGCCCAAGCCCACCGAGGCCGCCACCACCACCGAGGCCGUGUCGGCCGAGGCCAAGCAGGACGAGUCCGCCAAGUCCGCCAACGCCAUCCCCGAGGCCGAGCCGGCCGACGCCAAGCCCACCGAGCUGCCGUCCGAAGCCAAGACGACCGAGGCCGUGUCCGAGGCCAAGCCGACUGAACCCACCCCGGAGGCUGCCACUGACGCCGGGUCCGAGGCCAGGCCGACUGAACCCACCCCUGAGGCUGCCACUGACGCCGGGUCCGAGGCCAGGCCGACUGAACCCACCCCUGAGGCUGCCACGGACGCCGUGCCUACUGAACCCGCCCCUGCUCCUGCAACCGAGGCUGCGCCCGAGGCCCGGACAACGGAGGUGGCGUCCGAAGCCAAGCCCACCGAGGCCGUGGCCGAGGCCAACGAACCGCCAACGACCGAAGCGACGCCGACGGCGGCCGCGCCCGAGGCCAAGGCUACCGAGUCGGUGGCCGAGGCCGUGACAACGGAGCCCGCCCCCGACGCCAGGCCCACCGAAACCGCGCCCCAGUUCACGACCGACGCGCCAACGACCGGGAGGCCAGAGCCCGAGGGGGCCGAGUCGGCCGCCCCUGCCCGGAAGCGACGCGCGCUGCGGCACGCCGAGCCGCGCGCCCUGGUGGACCCCUGGAACCACGACACCAUCGGCAUGGUGGCCAUGGACGCCGAGGGCAGGCUGGCCGCCGGCACCUCCACCAACGGCGCGCGCCACAAGAUCGCCGGGCGAGUGGGCGACUCUCCCAUCCCCGGGUCCGGGGCGUUCGCCGACCAGGAGGUGGGCGCGGCCGCGGCCACGGGGGACGGCGACGUCAUGAUGCGCUUCGUGCCGUCCUUCCUGGCCGUGGAGCUGAUGCGGCAGGGCAAGACGCCGCAGGAGGCGGCCGACGAGUCCAUCGCGCGGAUCGGCGCGCGCUACCCGGACUUCUCCGGGGCCCUCAUUGUGCUGCGCAAGGACGGAGAGUUCGCCGCCGCCUGCCACAACCUGCCCGUCAGGGUCUUCCCCAAUGGCUUCCCGCUCACCAUGCGCUCGGCCGACGUCUCCCAGGUCACCAUCAAGUACUACCCGUGCCAGGGCGGCCGCAAGCACGACCGCCAGCUCCUGGAGGGCGACUGGUGACGCGGCGGAGAUGCUUCCCGCCGCGCUACUGUAAAACAUCACUGUGAUAUUAUGUUUUUCCCUGGCCUCGUGUUGGACAGUAAAAGUAAGAUUGUUGUCUGUUUUA